AUGGAGGUUGCUAAGAUGAGUCGAGUGAGCGGGUACUUACAGGGUGACGGUUUAAGGGAAGAAACGGAUUUUGAAGAGGAACCAGUUCUUUCUGAACAUCAGCGUCUUAAAUAUGAAGCAUUUCGAAAGAAAUUAAUGGAGUUGAGCCAAUUGAACCGGCCAAAAGUUCAAGUUGAUUAUAAGGGAUCUCAUGCACGUGCACAUGCACCUCGGGUGGUGAAAGAAGAAAAGAUGGCAGCUGGACAAUCCACGAAUCAGCAGCAGCAGCAACAGCAGCAGCAGCUCCAAAAUAGAGUUGAUGAGUUGGAAAAAUUAAUUGAAGCAAAAGAUAACCAGUGGAAGGAUCUAGUAGAGGAUUUCCGAGAUCAGCAGCUUAAUGAGUAUAACAAGUAUCAACGAAAACUAAGGCUGGUGGAAAAGGAGUAUGGGUACAAGAUUAGCAAGUUAAAAGCACAAUUGAGUCAAACAAAUGAGAUAAACGAAAAGUACAAACAACUAUUAAAUAAAUUUCAGCUGCUUGAAGAAGAGAGUAAGGUGAAGGAUCAGAUUAUUGCAAAGAUAAAUAUUGAUAAGAGCCUGAUGAAAUUAAAGCAAGAGGAGAUGUCGAGGAAACAAGUUUUGAUAGAGCAAGAUUAUGAUGCUAUUGUAAAGGCAAAACAAGCACUUGAAACUGACUAUUACUCCAUUGUCAAGGAAAAACAAGCAUUUGAAACUGACUAUUACUCCAUUGUCAAGGAAAAACAAGCACUUGAAACUGACUAUUACUCCAUUGUCAAGGAAAAACAAGCACUUGAAACUAACUAUUACUCCAUUGUCAAGGCAAAACAAGCACUUGAAACCAAGUAUGAAGCUAUCGCAAGGGCAAAACAAGUACUUGAAGCCGAUUACAACGAUUUACUUGGCCGAUUAAACGAACAAGAAUGUUUAUCCAAGGGAAAUCUUGACAAUGGUCCAAAGAGUCAAGAAGACGAAGAGGAAGAAAAUACUAGUUUCCAGUUGAAACCAUCGUUUGAUGAACACAUCCAGAUGUCACCUCCAUCUCCAACACUUACACCACCUCGAACGCCUCCAAGGAGGCAUCAAAACGAACAGAUUGCACAACCUACCUACCUCUAUGGAACCCCAAUGCUCAUAAACGGCCUGACGUUCCUGUUGGUGCAAAGAAAUCAAGAUUGGUCUCCCAGCGAGGCCCUGACGCAAAACUUGAUUCACAGAAGCAUGGAAUUGACUCCAUAG
Lodderomyces oxycetoniae is the source of this 1236-nucleotide messenger RNA. RefSeq lists its product as uncharacterized. The record is from RefSeq and is a predicted model, not a curated record. Lineage: Eukaryota; Fungi; Ascomycota; Pichiomycetes; Serinales; Debaryomycetaceae. The transcript has a single exon. The coding region runs from base 1 to 1236 and encodes 411 amino acids.